Messenger RNA from Phoenix dactylifera (date palm), 1111 nucleotides. RefSeq names its product ras-related protein RABH1e. NCBI's taxonomy places the organism in Eukaryota, Viridiplantae, Streptophyta, Magnoliopsida, Arecales, Arecaceae. The record is from RefSeq and is a predicted model, not a curated record. Gene Ontology annotation, molecular function: GTP binding; GTPase activity.
AACGGAUCUCAUUCUCUUUCGACACUUUUGAUCUCGUCUUCUGGAUCGGUGGAUCCGUUCUUUCUCCUCUUUCUCGCCACCAAAGAUCUAGAGAGAGAGAAAGAGAGAGAGAGAGAGAGAGAGAGGAGAAACCCUAAUGGCGGUCGUAUCGGCUUUGGCGAAGUAUAAGCUGGUCUUCUUGGGGGAUCAAUCGGUCGGGAAGACCAGCAUCAUCACCCGAUUCAUGUACGACAAAUUUGAUACCACGUACCAGGCUACAAUUGGGAUUGAUUUUCUGUCAAAGACAAUGUACCUUGAAGAUCGCACAGUUCGCUUGCAGCUUUGGGAUACUGCUGGACAGGAGAGAUUUAGGAGUCUUAUUCCAAGUUACAUCAGAGAUUCUUCUGUUGCAGUACUCGUUUAUGAUGUAGCCAAUCGGCAAUCAUUUUUAAACACUUCAAAGUGGAUUGAGGAAGUACGAACAGAACGGGGAAGUGAUGUUAUUAUUGUCCUGGUAGGAAACAAGACGGAUCUUGUUGACAAAAGGCAAGUUUCUAUUGAAGAAGGAGAAGCCAAGGCCCGUGAAUUUGGGGUCAUGUUCAUAGAGACCAGUGCGAAAGCAGGAUUCAACAUCAAGCCUCUCUUCCGCAAGAUUGCUGCAGCCUUACCAGGGAUGGAGACUCUUUCUUCGUCCAAACAGGAAGACAUGGUUGACGUCAACUUGAAGCCCACCGUCACUGCCUCGCAGACGGAACAGCAAUCAGGAGGAUGUUCAUGCUAGAGAAAAUACCUGCAGAGUAUACAGGCAAAAGUAAGUAUUGGCCAAGGAGAACUUACAGACGUUAAUACAAGUGCAGUUUGAGGAUUUCAUAUGCAUGAGUCUGGAGAAGUGUCAUUCUUUUGGAUUUUGCGGUGGGCUACCGACUGAUCUCCUAAUUGAUGGAGACUUUUCCUCUCUGUCUUGUUUGUAUAGUAAAAGCCUUGUGGUUUAAAUUAUAUGUAUCGUUACAAUUUUUCCAACGCUAGAACUUGACUAGGGGCUACAUUAUUUGAUUGCCAGGGGUGUUUCAUUAGUUCUUGUACUUGGUCUGGUGUUUAAUAAACUCUAUAAAGAGCUGCAUUCUUUUUUAAA